AUGGCGUCGAAGCGCAAGGCAUCCGCCAUGAACGCGGCCUCCGCCGAGGAGCCCGUCGAUCCCUCAGACGAGCUCAUGUUCCUCUGCCUCGGCGGCGGCAACGAAGUCGGCAGGUCAUGUCACAUCAUUCAAUACAAGGGCAAGACGGUCAUGCUCGACGCCGGCCAACACCCGGCGUACGACGGUCUAGCCGCGCUGCCCUUCUAUGACGACUUCGAUCUCAGUACCGUCGAUGUGCUCCUAAUCAGCCAUUUCCACGUCGACCACGCGGCGUCAUUACCAUAUGUCCUUGCAAAGACCAACUUCAAGGGCCGCGUCUUCAUGACGCACCCGACAAAGGCCAUCUACAAGUGGCUCAUCCAAGACAGCGUCCGCGUGGGCAACACGUCGUCCAACCCGACGACGCAGCCCGUCUACACGGAGCAGGACCACCUCAACACGUUCCCCCAGAUCGAGGCCAUCGACUACCACACGACGCACACCAUCUCCUCCAUCCGCAUCACCCCCUACCCGGCCGGCCACGUCCUCGGCGCGGCCAUGUUCCUCAUCGAGAUCGCCGGCCUCAGGAUCUUCUUCACGGGCGACUACUCGCGCGAGCAGGACAGGCAUCUCGUCUCCGCCGAGGUGCCCAAGGGCGUCAAGAUCGACGUCCUCAUCACCGAGUCGACGUACGGCAUCGCGUCCCACGUGCCGCGGCUGGAGCGCGAGCAGGCCCUCAUGAAGACCAUCACCAGCAUCCUCAACCGCGGCGGCCGCGCCCUUCUGCCCGUGUUCGCCCUCGGCCGCGCGCAGGAGCUGCUGCUCAUCCUCGACGAGUACUGGGGCAAGCACCCGGAGUUCCAAAAGUACCCCAUCUACUACGCCAGCAACCUCGCCCGUAAGUGCAUGGUCGUGUACCAGACGUACGUCGGCGCCAUGAACGACAACAUCAAGCGCCUCUUCCGCGAGCGCAUGGCCGAGGCUGAGGCCGCGGGCGACGUCGCCGGCAAGGGCGGGCCCUGGGACUUCAAGUACAUCCGCUCGCUCAAGAACCUCGACCGUUUCGACGACGUGGGCGGCUGCGUCAUGCUUGCCAGCCCCGGUAUGCUGCAGAGCGGCGUCAGCAGGGAGCUCUUUGAGCGCUGGGCCCCGAGCGAGAAGAACGGCGUCAUCAUCACGGGCUACAGUGUGGAGGGCACCAUGGCGAGGCAGGUCAUGCAGGAGCCCGAUCAGAUCCAGGCCAUCAUGUCGCGCAGCAUCGCGGGCGCCCGGAGGGCUCCCGGAGGCGACUCCGAAAAGGUGCUCAUCCCCCGCCGCUGCAGCGUCGCCGAGUACUCGUUUGCCGCGCACGUCGACGGCGUUGAGAACCGCGAGUUUAUUGAGGAAGUUGCAGCGCCGGUUGUGAUCCUCGUCCACGGCGAGCAGCACAACAUGAUGCGCCUCAAGUCCAAGCUCCUCUCCCUCAACGCCAGCAAGACGACCAAAGUCAAGGUCUACUCCCCGCGCAACUGCGAGGAGCUACGCAUCCCCUUCAAGGGCGACAAGACGGCCAAGGUCGUCGGCAAGCUGGCCGCGGUCCCGCCGCCGUCACUCCUUCCCGGCUCCGGGCCCGACGACGCGGCAGCCAUCACCGCUGCGCCGGCCGACCCGCCUCUCAUCACGGGCGUGCUCGUCCAAAACGACUUCAAGCUCUCCCUCAUGGCGCCCGAGGACCUGCGCGAGUACGCCGGCCUCACCACCACGACCAUCAUGUGCAAGCAGCGCCUGCGCCUCAGCGCCGCGGGCAUAGACCUCAUCCGCUGGGCGCUCGAGGGCAUGUUUGGCGCCAUCGAGGAGCUGCCCGAGAUGCGCGGCGCCAACAAGGCCGUCACCGCCAAGGCGGAUGCUGACGCUGGCGAGGACAACGCAGACGCGGCUGCCGACGACGACGCGCUGACCGCCAAGCAAGAAGAGGCGGACGAGGAAAUCGGCAGCACGCUCGUCGCCGCGUACCUCGUCAUGGGCUGCAUCACCGUCCGGUACCACACCAACGGCGAGGUUGAGCUCGAGUGGGAGGGCAACAUGUUCAACGACAGCAUCGCCGACUCCGUCAUGGCGGUGCUCUUCUCCGUCGAAAGCUCCCCCGCCGCCGUGAAGCGCUCCGCCGCCAACAGCAAACACUCGCACUCGCACGGCGAGGAAGCAACUAGCAACGGCGGCCCGCCCCACGGGCACAACCCGCACGCCAACUGCUCCCCGGCCGAGCGCCUCGAGCGCCUCUUCUGGUUCCUUGAGGCGCAGUUUGGCGCCGACAACGUCGCCCCCGUCGAGGACCCCAAGCUGCCGGCCGCGCCCGCGCCAGUCAAGGCCGAGGACCGCAUGGCGGCGGCGUCGACCGCGGACGGCACCAAGAAGGAAAGCGGAGAGGACGGCGCCAAAAAGGAGGAACAGGAGGACGGCGUCAAGGAUGAACCGGCGGCUAAGAAGGAGGAGGAGGAAGACGUCGCGGACGCUGACGCCAUGGACGAAGACACCAACGCCGACUCGGAGCUGGAGCAGCGCCGCAGCAAGGAGAUUCAGCGGCUGCACAAGCUGGGCAUUCCUGUGCCGGGCGUGCGCAUCAAGGUGGACAAGAUGGAGGCCACCGUCUGGCUCGAGGACCUCGAGGUUGAGUGCAAUAACAAGGUGUUUGCCGACCGCGUCAGGGCGGUCAUGGAGCGUGCCGUCGAGGUCACGGCUCCGCUCUGGGCGUAA
This is a messenger RNA of Purpureocillium lilacinum, 2712 nucleotides long. RefSeq names its product endoribonuclease ysh1. Gene Ontology annotation, cellular component: mRNA cleavage and polyadenylation specificity factor complex. Gene Ontology annotation, molecular function: RNA binding; RNA endonuclease activity; 5'-3' RNA exonuclease activity. Lineage: Eukaryota; Fungi; Ascomycota; Sordariomycetes; Hypocreales; Ophiocordycipitaceae. Gene Ontology annotation, biological process: mRNA 3'-end processing by stem-loop binding and cleavage. The record is from RefSeq and is a predicted model, not a curated record.